UGGCGCCCUCGAAGCCAGCAGCAAAACCGGACCAAUGAACUAUGAUAUUUGUUUAUUGUUAUUGUUUUGUGCAUCGAUUAUUUGAUUACGUUUGGCUGGUGUAAUAGUUGGCAAUCAGAUUGAAUCUGUUACAGGGAAGUAACCCUGAUAUUUCAAUGUUUAUUCAAAUGGUGUUCCAUCGAAUACUCUGACGCAUUUGCUCUUGAAAAUGGAGGUUAAUAAAUUGGAUUCGAAAGGAAAAUCAGUUGACAGGAUGGAGAAUUUACCGCCCGAGGUUGAAGAAGGGAAUAUUGAAUAUAAGUUGAAGCUUAUCAAUCCAUCGGCCUGCCGGUUUGAACACCUUGUAACACAGAUGAAAUGGAGAUUGAGAGAAGGACACGGUGAGGCUAUCUAUGAAAUUGGUGUGGAGGACAGCGGCCUGCUUGCUGGACUGAAUGAUGCUGACCUCCAAGCAUCCCUCCAUACUCUACGCAAAAUGGCUCAUAAACUAGGAGCAACCAUAAAUAUUUUGCGUCAACGAGUGGUUAACGACUGUCAAUUUGAAAAGAAAACAGCGUGUGAAGUCCUUGUCCGUAAAGUUCCAGAUGAUCAACCGUUUAUUGACCUAAAGCUUGCGGUCCUUGGAAAUGUAGAUGGAGGUAAAAGCACGCUCUUAGGUGUCUUAACUCAAGGAGAACUGGAUAAUGGUAGAGGGCGUGCUAGACUUAAUUUAUUCCGACAUUUACAUGAAAUUCAAUCAGGAAGAACCUCCAGUAUUAGUCAUGAAAUCCUGGGCUUUAACAGUGAAGGAGAGGUAAUUACUAGCAGUGACACUCAGCAAGGCUGUUUGGCAGUAGAGGAGAUCUGUUCAAAUGCUAGUAAACUGAUCACUUUGAUUGACCUUGCUGGACAUCAAAAAUAUAUCAAGACUACAAUAUGUGGGCUUACUGGCUACUCUCCGGACUUUGCAAUGUUGGUGAUAAGUGCAAACACUGGUAUAGCUGGAACUACCAAAGAGCAUCUGGGUGUGGCCAUGGCUUUGCAAGUGCCAAUCUUUGUUGUGGUUACAAAGAUUGACAUGUGCUCAAGUUCUAUGUUACUGCGCUGUAUGACGCAGCUUCAUCGUCUGCUCACGGGGCUUGGCUGCAAGAAGGUUCCAUAUGAUGUCCAGUGUAUCGACGAUGCUGUUAAUGCUGCUCUUCAUUUCAACCAUGGAAGUAUAUGUCCAAUAUUCCAAGUGUCUAGUGUAACAGGAGAAAACCUUGAUAUGCUGAAGAAGUUCUUGCAUGUAGUACCCCCUCUACAUACAACACAUGAACAAGAAAAACUUAUUCAAGAACAUGCUGAAUUUCAGAUUGAUGAAGUCUUCAGUGUGCCACAUGUGGGUACAGUCGUUGGCGGUGCACUACUAAGAGGUAUUGUAAGAGAACAUGAUGAACUUCUAUUAGGUCCUUCUGAAAAUGGAGAAUUCAAACCAGUUGAGAUUACCAGUAUUCACCGCAAUAGGUCACCUUGCCGCAUUGUUAGGCCUAGUCAAGCAGCCUCUCUCUCACUAAAGGAAAUUGAUAGAGCAGUAUUAAGAAAGGGUCUUGUUCUUUUAAAGGCUGAAUUAGAGCCAUUUGCUUGUAAAGAUUUUGAAGCAGAGAUUCUUCUUUUGUAUCACACAACCACUAUAAGCUGUGGUUUCCAGGCUACGAUACAUGUUAGCAACGUUUGCCAAACUGCCACAAUUGUGCACAUGGAUAAGGAAUCUCUAAAAACGAACGAGAAAGCCACCGUAAGAUUGCAUUUCAUUAAGCAUCCUGAGUAUUUGCGUGUAGGUUCUAGACUGUUUCUAAGAGAGGGACGUACCAAAGGCAUGGGACAAGUCACUAGGGUUAUACCUUACCAACACACUGAUGUAGCAGAAAGAUGACGUGGAUCAUCAUUUUAAGAGGGCAGCAAAGCAUAUUUUACAAUGAUUAGUCUUUAGAAGGCGACAGACCAAAAUGAUUUUAACAAUUUAGAUUUGAAUGUAAUGCAUACUCUCAGAUUGUAUUUGUACAGAUAUAUUAAUUUUAGUUUUACACAGUGAAGUUUGAAGAUUGUAGAUAUUUUGUAUGAAUGAUAGUACCAUUGUAUAUAGAAUUAGGGAGAUAUUAUGUGUGUGCUUGGUCAUUAAUGUUAUGUAGAUUUGUAUUGAAUUUAUCUAUAACUUUCAUCUGGUUUUCAGAUUAGGUUGAGAUGCAAUAUAUACACAUUUGGAUUUUGUACAAAAAUAGUAAAAAAUGUCAUGGUUAACUUUAAUAGAAAUAUUAAAACCUGGGAAGAUUCUGGCAGACAUGACAGCCAAUGAUAAAAUAAUACAUAUUUUGAUAUUAAUAUAAUAGUUAUUGUUUAAUCAGAGGAGCAUAUCCUAAGGCUCCUAACAAUGCAGAUAGUACAGAAAAUGCAAAUCCACAUUCUGUAUUUCCCUUCAGAGUGUAUGGACCUUCCACUAAGCCAUGCCACUUGGUUAUUGUGGCUAAGGUCCCCCAAAACUACUGCAUAAGGCACGUAGAUACCAGCGUUUGUGGGAGAGGAUGUAUGUUCGUGGGAUGAGUGCGUAGUUAUGACCCAGUUCUGAUUGGUCAGUUGUCAAUUUUUUUACUGAAGUUAUUAAAGUGGCGACAUUGACAUUCUAUU
Molecule: messenger RNA, 2643 nt
Organism: Anneissia japonica
Lineage: Eukaryota; Metazoa; Echinodermata; Crinoidea; Comatulida; Comatulidae
Product: GTP-binding protein 2-like
Exons: 12
Coding region: 209-1894 (561 amino acids)
Biological process (GO): translational elongation
Molecular function (GO): GTPase activity; GTP binding; translation elongation factor activity
Source: RefSeq, a predicted model, not a curated record